This is a messenger RNA of Alternaria rosae, 1729 nucleotides long. RefSeq lists its product as uncharacterized. The transcript has 3 exons. Lineage: Eukaryota; Fungi; Ascomycota; Dothideomycetes; Pleosporales; Pleosporaceae. The coding region runs from base 343 to 1689 and encodes 448 amino acids. The record is from RefSeq and is a predicted model, not a curated record.
CCCCAUCUUAGGCGCAAUACGUUUCUCGUCUUGUCUUCCAGUCAUGGAAGAAUUCCCGAAUGAGCUGCUCCUCCAAAUCUUCAGUCUUCUGCACACACCGAUAACAUGCUUUUCUUCACCGCGUGUACCCACUCCUUCGCGAGACCUCCUCGCAUUGUGCCUCGUCUGCCGAGUAUUCCGGGAUGUUGCAAGAUCGCUCAUCUACGAAUCAAUCGAGCGGGAGGGCAAUACGAAUAGUCAGGCUUAUCGCCAGCUACCAAAUACUCUUCUCAAGAACAUGGGGCUGUGUCGGUACAUCAAGAAUCUGAGACUGAAGGUGGAGGACGGUUUCGAGUGACCAACAUGCCAGAUUACACGCCAGAAGGCUACGAGUGGCUCGGCGAACUCAUCUCGGCCAUGAAUAGCAGUCAGGCACAUGCUUCUGACCACGACCUCCUUGAGCGCGCUAUCUUGGGAGAAGAUGUACUACUCACCCCAUGUAUUCUCUCGGCGUGUAAUUUGGAACGACUUUGGCUCCGCCUCCCAAAAUCACAACUGGACGAAGACAGCCCAAGUUUCUUGCUCAACAGCAUCGUCCACAGUGCUAACGAGGGUGGGUUCGAAAGGCUCAAAGUUCUUCAUCUCGACGUGUACCAGAGCGGUGUUGGUUGGCCGGUCCGUAACGCGCUACCUUUGUUUCUUCUUCCGAGUUUGACCGAUUUGACCAUCGGCAAUUGUGGUGAGACUGAUCUCGGACGCCCGUGGAGUUUUGGGCCAGAUACCAACGACUCCGCAUUCAUGGGAGAGCCUUGGAUGUGGCCUGACCGCACCUCGUCCAUUACCAAACUGUCGUUACUGUCCCCGCAUUUCAGCGGUUCCAUAGUUGCGAAAAUGCUACUCGCUUGCAAGGUGCUCACGGAGUUCGAAGUGGUGUCACCAUAUCAAAGGCCACCCUGUGACGACGAGUUCUAUGAAGACGUAGGCGUGGCCCUGCUGGCACAUGUAGAGACCCUCGUCCGUUUGUCGCUUGGGGAUCAGAUGGCACUUGUUGGGCGCACUCUCUUCCAAAAUCCAGGCACGUUUCGCAUGGGCAGCCUCCUGAGCUCGCUCACCUUCCUACGAGCAAACCCGUACAUUCUUCUCGGCUACAGUCACCCGCGUGCGUGGUCUAUAGAAACAUCACCGAUGCUAAAAGAUGCUCUUCCGGACUCCCUUGAGCACCUAUGGCUUGACGAGCCCUGCAAACCAUGGACACUGCAUACGUGGCCAUACUUUGAAGGUUUGUUUAGAGCCAUUCGAAGCGGGCAGUUGCCUCAGUUGAAGAGUAUCCAUAUCCACUGGUAUCAAGCGUUCCCCCAUAAUUGGGACACUAUCAUCCACCGCGUCAGACACCUGAUACACCUUCGUGAGGCCGCGUUGUGGCGAGCAGGUCCCAUCGUGUUUACAGUUACUGUGCGAAUAGCCUACAGCACUUCUGAGUAUGCGGAUCAAGGGUUUGGAGAUUUUGUGAAGUAUAACAACAUACGAUAUUCGCCGCCAAAACCGUCACCACUGGUUUACUGCAGAAGAUCGGAUCUGAAUCAUCCAGACGGUCGGCGAUACUAUGUUGAAGCUGGUACAUGCGAAGUACCUCAUAAGACCCCGGAGGAGAUGCAAGAUGAUAUGGAUCACGGAUAUUGGAGGAUUUUGCCUCCACCUGAUUUCUGGUAGCAAUAUGCAAGCUUAUUCUCGGGAUAGGUUUGGGAUAGGC